GCUAGAUCGGCUGGGUAAGAUGAUGUUGAUGGUGGUGAUGAUGUCAAGACACGCCUCGAAAUUUCCUUAUCAGAUCAGUGAUUCUUUUCCGAUCGAAUCGAUCCGCAUAUGUGGAAAAUACUGAGUCUGCAAACAAUAAAUCUACAGCAGUCGGUGCUCGGCGAUUAUGUGGGUUAAAACCGCGUAACUUGACGGUUUUGCGAGUAUUUUGAAACAGAAUCUUUUGGUGACCGGUUCACAUCCCUGUAAUAUGUUCUGCUAAGAAGUGGAAAACUGCUGCCAGUGAAAACCCUCGAAGGACUGUUGUUUAGAGUGUAAAAAGUGCUAUACUACCUCGCCGCAAUGAGAACCGUUGUGAACUUUAUACUUUUGCUUGCUUGCUUUCAACAUUCGACUGCUACUCACAGGACAUUACAGGAUGCCAGAAAUGAGCGGUCAAAGCUGAUGAACAAGUAUAUUAAGACACUGAAGAAGGAAGAGGGUGCAAUAAAGCUGGUGGGAGGACGACAUGACUAUGAAGGUAAUGUUGAGGUUUUACACAAUGGGAAAUGGGGGGCGAUUUGCGACGAUGAAUGGGACAAGGCUGAAGGCGAAGUGAUAUGCAGACAAUUGGGGUUUCCUGGUUUCAAAAAGGUCACACAUAGUGCAGCAUUCGGACUAGCAAAAAGGAAAUUCUGGAUGGACAACCUUUUCUGCACGGGUAAGGAAGCUGAGAUAACUGACUGCCACUUCGAUGGAUGGGGUCAGAGUGACUGUGAAUCAACUGAGGCAGCCGGGGUUAUUUGUAAAAGUCCUACUCCACAUCAUGAACCCAAACCAAUAAGAGUGAAAGUACCGAAGCGCAAAAUUCAUCACAAGCAAAAAAUGGAACUCAGAUUGGUUGGUGGACGUAUACAUACUGAAGGACGCGUGGAAGUUCGGUUUGGCGGGAGUGGAAGAUGGGGAACAAUAUGUGCUGAUGGAUGGUCCUUGCUGGAAGCAAAUGUUGCUUGCCGCGAACUCGGGUUUGGAUAUGCGAAUGACGCCAUUCAGACCGAUUACUUCGGAGGAGCAAAUAAGUCGAAAAUUAUUCUAAGCGGCACCGAAUGCUACGGCAAUGAAACAACCCUAUUCGAGUGUGUACAUCACGAUCCGGAUAAGCAUGUCCAUUGCCAUGGACCCAAGAAUCACGUCGCAGCUGUAACCUGCACAAAGAACUUACCUGAUUUAAUGUUCGAUCAUAUUGAACUGGAACAAUCCACUCAUCUCGAAGAUAAAGCUAUGUUUUAUUUGCAAUGCGCAAUGGAAGAGAACUGCGUGGCGAAUGAGGCCUACGAAAUCCAGAAGGAGAAUGAUGCAUGGCAUUUGGAAACAAGGCGACUUUUGAAGUUUACAGUCCGCGUUAUGAAUGUUGGAAAUACUGACUUCAGACCAUCCAUCCCAAAACAUUUGUGGGAAUGGCACAUGUGUCAUAUGCAUUACCACAGCAUGGAAGUAUUUGCAACGUAUGACAUAUUCGAUGCCAACAAUGUAAAGGUGGCUCAAGGGCACAAGGCAUCCUUCUGUUUGGAAGACAAUCAAUGCUUGCCAGGAAUUGAACCUAGGUAUGCAUGUGCGAAUUACGGUGAUCAAGGAAUUUCGGUAAAUUGUUCGGACAUUUACAGAUAUAACAUAGAUUGCCAAUGGGUGGAUAUAACUGAAAUGGAUUUCGGAGAUUAUACUCUGAAAAUUGCGGUGAAUCCUGAGUUCAAAGUAGCUGAGAUGAGUUUCGAUAAUAACGCAGCUAUCUGCAAGCUAACUUACACUCAACAAUAUGCAAGAGUAUUCGAUUGUAAAAUGGGGAGACCAUGAUCCUCAUAUGCAUUUCAUAGAUUAUGUACAUUUUAACCAUUGCAAACUGCUGUCCUAAUCAAUAAUUUUUAAUAAAUAUCAAUUGUAUGGAACUGAAUAACAA
Messenger RNA from Hermetia illucens (black soldier fly), 1933 nucleotides. RefSeq names its product lysyl oxidase homolog 3B (gene Loxl2). Gene Ontology annotation, molecular function: copper ion binding; protein-lysine 6-oxidase activity. The record is from RefSeq and is a predicted model, not a curated record. Gene Ontology annotation, biological process: peptidyl-lysine oxidation. The coding region runs from base 343 to 1830 and encodes 495 amino acids. The transcript is spliced from 6 exons. Gene Ontology annotation, cellular component: membrane. NCBI's taxonomy places the organism in Eukaryota, Metazoa, Arthropoda, Insecta, Diptera, Stratiomyidae.